AUGGAGGGGUUGAAUCCGUUCGUGAUUCCCGUCGGCGUGGCGUUCCUGGUCGUCAUCAUCGUGCAGUACCUCAGUUCGACCCCCAAGAGGCAUCUGUACGGCGUGCUUCUAGAUGCCGGCACGCCCGGUCUAACCUACCGUCACGCGCACUUCCCCACGCUGCUCGAAAUCCCCUUUGACGGCGCAACCACCGUCGCCUCGCUCUUCGUCAUCGCCUCCCGCCGCCACCACCACCGCCCGCUCCUCGGCACGCGCAAAUUUCUCUCGCGGGAAACAGUGACCAACGAGGAAGGGAAAGAGAUAGAGAAGCUUGAAUUUGGCGAGUACGAGUGGGAGUCGUACUCUAAAGCGUUGGAUCGGGCGGAGGCGUUUGGCGGGGGCUUAAGGAAUGUAGGGCAUGGGCGCGGGGAGGCGGUGGCGAUUGUGGCGGAGACACGGGCGGACUUUUACUUGGCGCUGCAGGGCGCGUUUCAGCAGAGCCUGGUGGUGGUCACAGUGUAUGCGUCCCUGGGGCAGGAAGCUUUGGUGCACGCACUGAAUGAGACGGAGGUGACGACAGUGAUAUGCGACCACAAGCAGCUGGAGAAGCUGGAGGAGGCGUCCUCCAAGGGCGAGCUCAAGACCGUAAAACGAGUCAUCAUGAUGCCCGAGCCUCGCCCGCUGUCCGAGGCUGGAAAAGGGCCCACCAAAGCAGAGGCUAAAGUUGCGACGGGACAGCUGGCGCCAGGUGUCGCGCUGCUGGCGUUUGCUGACGUGGAGAAGAGCGGCGUUGAGUCGCCGGUGACGCCAGAGCUCCCGCAGCCGUCGGAUCUAGCGGUGAUCAUGUACACGUCGGGAUCGACCGGGCUGCCCAAGGGCGUCAUGCUAUCACACGGCAACCUGGUGGCAGUCUUUGCAGCUAUCAUGGCUCAAGUGCCAGAUGCCAAUUUCAACGACGUCUACAUCGCAUACCUGCCCUUGUCACACGUGCUCGAGCUGGCAGCAGAGCUAGGGGCAGUAUCGGUUGGAGGAUCCAUAGGCUACGGCUCUCCUCUCACACUAGUGGACAUGGCGCCCAAGGUCAAGCUCGGCACCAAGGGAGACGCGCCGCAGCUGAGGCCGACGCUGAUGGUGGCGGUGCCUGCUAUUCUGGACCGCAUUCGCGAUGCUGUGAGACGCAAGAUAGCAACAGCACCACCAGUCAGGCGCACGCUAUUCAACCUCGCGUAUUCGCGCCGCCUAGCAGCCAUCGAGGGCAGCUGGUUUGGCGCGUGGGGCGUGGAGCGGCUGUUCUGGGACCUGCUGGUGUUUAGAAAGGUGCGGGCAGCAGUGGGGGGGCAUCUGCGAUUCAUGCUAUCAGGGGGGGCUCCUCUCUCUCCCGACUCACAACGAUUCAUGAACAUCUGCUUCAACAUCCCCAUCAGCCAGGGCUACGGGUUGACAGAGACAGCAGCAGGGGGAACUUUCUCAGAGUGGGACGACUCCUCUGUGGGCCGCGUCGGGCCGCCUAUCCCCUGCAACCUCAUUCGGCUAAUCGACUGGGAGGAGGGCGGUUACCGCACGACAGACCACCCGCACCCGCAGGGGGAGAUUCUGAUUGGCGGGCCGAACGUGAGCCUGGGGUACUGGAAGGACAAGGAGAAGACUGCAGAGGUGUUCUCGGAGGACGCACAGGGCAUGAGGUGGUUCCGCACGGGGGACAUAGGGGCAGUGCAUGCAGACGGGUGCAUUCAGAUCAUCGACCGCAAGAAGGACAUAGUCAAGCUGCAGCACGGGGAGUACGUCUCCCUCGGCAAGGUGGAAGCCGUGCUGCAAGUCAGCCCUUUUGUCGAUAAUCUGCUGGUCUUUGCGGAUUCAACUAAGUCGUUUGCGGUCGCGCUGGUGGUGCCGGUGCCGGCUGCGGUGACGGAUUUCGCCAAGAGUAGAGGGAUUGAGGAGGAGGAUUAUGCGAAGCUGUGUGGAAGAGAGGACGUGGUGGGGGAAGUCCUGAGAUGCCUGCAGAAGGUGAGCAAAGACGCGGGCCUCAACAAGUUUGAGGUGCCCGCAAGGAUCAAGCUGCUGCCCGAUCCAUGGCUGCCCGAAAGCGGCCUCGUGACACCUGCCCUGAAAAUUAAACGCAACGUGAUCCAUAAAACGUUCGCCAAGGAGUUGAAAGAGCUUUACGAGUAG
This is a messenger RNA of Closterium sp. NIES-65, 2148 nucleotides long. Lineage: Eukaryota; Viridiplantae; Streptophyta; Zygnematophyceae; Desmidiales; Closteriaceae. The record is from the annotation of a GenBank genome assembly.